Messenger RNA from Ilyonectria robusta, 798 nucleotides. RefSeq lists its product as uncharacterized. The transcript is spliced from 3 exons. Bases 1 to 798 code for a protein of 265 amino acids. The record is from RefSeq and is a predicted model, not a curated record. NCBI's taxonomy places the organism in Eukaryota, Fungi, Ascomycota, Sordariomycetes, Hypocreales, Nectriaceae.
AUGCAACUAGAUGCACUCCAUAUGCGAGGCGAGGUGGCCUUGAUUUUCCGGGGAAACGUGCGUGUGGCCGCCUUGUCACAGCUCUCGGAGUGGAUGCGCGCAGUCGCUGUGGGACAUCGGCAGUGGUACUUGCAAGGGACACAGGAGGACUUGUCCAGAAAGCCCCGGGUCCCACCGCUCCAACACCGCUGUACUGGGCGACCGAAUGUCCGCACAGGCUUAGCCUCAUCGCGUCGAGACCAUUCGGCCAUUCUCCUGCGUCCCUCCAUCCCAUACACUUGGUCACCGGGUCAUCAGGAAGGCCGGGGCAUGCCCUGGCUGGUCUUGGCGCGGCAGACUGACCCCACGGCUUUCGAACCGGUGAUCCCGCCAUGGGUGCUUCGUUCGUCAACAACUAACAACCGGCCGCCAUGGCAAAUAGGGUUGGCCCCGACGUUCGGCAACAACAUUGUGGUGACACAAGACUACGGGAUCCUACCCAAUGGGCCUGGGCUGCCCGCCACGGGAAACAAGAUACGGGCCCUCGAUGAGAGUUGGCUGCAGCCAGGCGUGGCUCUCCUAAUCAGUGCUUGUGUGACGGACGCCCAGAUGUACAAAGAAGUAACGUUCCUGGGACCGAGUCCUGAGCGCCUGUGCGGGCUGUCUCAGUGUCUCAUCUCUCGGACCGCUGGGGGAAAUCUGACACGGCAUUUUGAUCGAAAAAGCAACGUGGUGUACGAAGACGCAAGUAUCUCUCCGCCGCAGUCCCCAGCAGCGUCCAUGCAGGGUGGAGGUCUCUUCGACAUCCGGCCGGGAUGA